AUUCAACUUACCUUACGCUUCUACGCGUCGCCGCAGGGUUUCGCACACUUCACUCUCCUUUAUUACAGAAUCGCACAUCUGGCACGCGUCGAAACCAUGUCCUGUGCGAUAUGCCUAUCCAAGUUGGAAGAACCCGUGUCCAUACCAUGUGGACAUGUCUACUGCUCAGAGUGUCUCACACAACAUAUAUCCGUGACUAGUACCGAUGGCUUCAACUCAACAUGCCCCGCGUGCCGCGAACCUUUCAGUAUUCUGCGUCCUGAUCCAAACGCGCUUCCAAAGAAACUACAUCCUUUCCUACACUCUACACUGCGUCGCCUCUUCAUAGAACCUCCUCCCCCUGCGCCGUCCUCGUCGUCCCUCAAAAAGAAACUCGCGAGUGCUCAUGCUCACGUGGAAGCACUGGAAGCAGAUAAAGAACGUCUCAUGGACGAAUGUGAGAGACACAUGGCUGCUGCGAGUGCUCACUCCCGAGGGGAGACAGAGGCAGUGAAGAAAUUAACGGCUCUGGAGAAUUUGUUAACACGAGAGCGGCAGAAAUGGGCCAGAUGGGAGGAUGAGAGGGAGGAGGAAACGAUCAACAACAACAGAGUGUUCGCCGAGCUCAAAGCCAAAUAUGACCAUCUGAAGAAAAAGAACAAACUCUUGGAGGCAAAAAUGAAGACGGACAAUGAUAUCCCCCACUCUGUUGCCGAUCUGACUACCAUGUUGCUCAAACGCACGAACUCCUCGACCGUGGACGAGGCGUCCACUCCCAAACGGAUUCGUGUCAUCAGGCCAUUGCCACGCACUCGUCUGAGCCUCCCAGCUCCGACACCACUGCAAACGCCAGCAGGAAGGGCUAAUUGUGACCUUGGUUCCCCGUUCAGAACCUAGUCUUCGAAGAUAGUCUUGCAUUGACAUCGGUAGCAUAUACUGUGCUCAUCUAACUUGCCUAUAGAUCAAACUGUGAAUAUAGUGGGAUGGAUCUCGCGAGAGUUUACUGGCCUCGAUCUCCUUGGACGAAGCGGACGCAUCCUGCACCGUUGUCCAGCUCUCAGAUUCGCGUGGUAUGCUCGUGAGGACGCAAGGAAGUGUUCAGGUGUCAGGCCGGAAUCGGGCAUUCGCGCAAAAGCACCGUUCUUUAGUGCUCGCGCUUUGAAUGGUUUAACACGUUGGGCGACAUAGGGUUUGAGCUAUUGAGUUGCCGGAAGCUAGUGAGCUUAGGUAUGAGAUAUUGUUUGCGACACGCACCUCAGAAUUUAUAAUCUCGUCUAUGGGAGGGGCCACAAAUACCCUCACUUUGUCCUCCAGCAGCUGGUAUCCCGGUCGUUUGUUGACGUGCACACCAGGUGCACCUGUGCGAUGACCAGUAAGUGCAGCUUGACGAUUCCCUGUUCACCAGAAACAUUCAUAAUGAGAAUUUCGUGGCGUGAACACGAAUGCGACAGACCCUUAUAGUAGUCUUUGUUAGCACGGAACGACUUCAAUGGCCUACGAGACGCAAAGCGAAAUCGGGCGGCAGUGGGAAACAUGGCAAAAGUUUUGGAAGCGGGUCACGUACCUGUCACAUCACGACUUCAUUCCGCUUCAAGCUGAUCACUCACUCGCUCUCGAUCUCGCAUACAUAAACUUGACCUGGUCCGAAAGAGUCAUGGGGAAGAAACCUGCCUCAAACGCAACUUCCUCCAAACGCGGAAAGGGAAGGACCUCCAAUCGUGGCCGUGGAGUCACCCACGGCGGGCGGGGCGGAAAACACACAAUCUAUGAAGGGUUCGGUGAUAGACCUGAAAGUGCUGUAGAUCAGAUCGAGGACGAAGGGGAGAGAGAAGAUUCUUCAGAGGAAAGUGGAGAAGAACUUGUUACGAUCGCCGUUCCUGUAGCGAUGUGGGAUUUCGACCAUUGCGAUCCACGGCGCUGCUCCGGGAAAAAGCUUGCGCGUUUAGGUCUUAUCAAAGAACUCAAAGUUGGUGCUCGGUUCAGAGGAAUUGUUGUCUCGCCGAAGGGCACCCAAGUCAUAAGCCCUGCAGAUCGGGACAUCGUCGAGAUAGGCGGACUCGCAGUCGUUGAAUGCUCAUGGGCGCGCCUGGACGAGAUCCCCUUCGGAAAGAUCGCAAGUCCGCACGAACGGCUAUUACCUUAUCUCAUCGCCACGAACCCGGUCAAUUAUGGCAAACCAUGGCGACUCAACUGCGUCGAGGCUCUUGCAGCGGCCUUCUACAUCACCGGUUUCGAUACCUAUGCCGAGCGGUUGUUGUCGGGAUUUGGAUGGGGUGGUGCGUUCUAUGAGGUCAAUCGCGACCUAUUGAGUCGCUACAAGACCUGCGCAAGUUCGUCCGAAGUAACCGCAGCGCAGGAGGAAAUCAUCGAGGAGCUUGAGAAGAGCUACCAGCAGUCGAGGAUUGAAAAAGAUCGUGCAGCCGAGGAUGGGGGAGACCUGCUAGUUGCUAAUCCAAACCAUAUCCGGCCCGAUUCCGACCUCGACGCGGAGCCGGGAUCCGAUGAUCUUGAAAGUCCGGAGCACGGCUUGUCGGAGAGAUUGCAAGAGCUGCGAGUGUAGUAAUCCCACGUCGCAGAGAUCCGUGAAGUUAGCUUCUCACUCGAAUAUGCAUUACGCCCGAUAGGAUGAAUGUUCCCGCACUAUCCUCCACGGAAGUCAAUCUCCAGUUUUGCGACCAAGUAAUCAGCUCUUGAAUGUCCAAUUCCAUGACCUCACGGUCGGCAAAGAUGGCGCGUGACUUUGACUGAUCACCACCAACCGGCUUUUCGGUUUAUCACAAAACCACAAUCACCUGAAUGUUUGCUGCCGGGUCAAUGCUUAUAUGACCCGUAGUCGCUUCCCCAGAACCCACGCGUCGCUUGGUCUCGUCCUCCUACAAAAACUAAACCGACACCCAACUUGAGCUUGAAGCGAAUCACAACAUGUCCGUCAUCUCUACACCCAUCACCGAGCUAUUCGGUAUCAAGCACCCCGUCUUCCUUGCUGGCAUGAACGUCGCAGCCGGCCCAGCUCUGGCUGCCGCGGUCAGCAACGCCGGAGGUCUCGGGGUCAUCGGUGGGAUGGGUUACUCGCCCAAGAUGCUGCGCGGGCAAAUCCGGGAAAUCAAGAAGGACCUAAUCGACCCCAGUCUCCCAUUCGGUGUUGACCUGCUCAUCCCGCAGGUCGGGGGCAACGCACGCAAGACCAAUUAUGACUACACCAAGGGACAGCUGGCUGACCUCAUCGAGGUCAUCAUCGAGGAGAAGACAUCUCUCUUCGUGUGUGCUGUGGGUGUUCCCCCCAAGUUCGCCGUGGACCGCUUGCACCAGGCUGGUAUUCCCGUUAUGAACAUGGUCGGCCACCCCAAACACGUCGCCAAGGCUCUUGAAGCCGGGGUCGACCUCAUCUGCGCUCAAGCUGGCGAGGGCGGUGGACACACCGGUGACAUCCCUGCUAGCAUCCUUAUCCCCGCGUGUGUCGAUGCCGUCAAGGGCCACAAGUCCCCGCUGAACGGCAAGCCCAUCUACGUCAUUGGCGCCGGUGCCGUGUAUGACGGGCGUGGGCUAGCAGCGAACCUGAUGUGGGGAGCCGAAGCCGUGUGGGUCGGCACGCGAUUCGUCGCGUCAGAAGAGGCCGGUGCUCCGCAAAAGCACAAGGACCUCGUCGUUGGCGCUGGCUACGAGGACGCCGUGACGACUCUGAUCUACACGGGUCGGCCGCUGCGUGUUCUGAAAACGCCUUACAUCGAAGAAUGGAACACAACGCGUAUGCCUGAGCUCAAGGCGCUCACCUCCAAAGGUCUGCUCCCGCACGAAGAGGAGCUGAAGAAGCGCCCUGAGAUCUCGAUGUCCACCCGUCCGUGGUUGAUGGGCCGUGUUGCGGCAAUGAUUCACGAUGUGCUACCUGCGAAGACGAUUGUGGAAAACAUGGUCACCGAUGCGGCCAAAAUGUUAUCUAGGGGGAGUGGAUAUCUGACCGCCAAGGCCAAGCUGUAUAAUGCCCCUCGCAGACACGGUCACCUGACCGUGAAGAAUAUUUCAGAAUCAUCAUGCGGUGAUUCGACGGACUCGGAUAACCCCACGCUACUGACUUCGAUGUACAGCACCUCAUCGAUAUUCCUCCAGGCCCUCUCUGACGCCGGUAUUACUCACCUCUUUGUGAACUGGGGAUCCGAUCAUCCCGCCCUCUUAGAAGAGCUUCAACGUCAACGAGCACAGAGCACGGAUGGGAAGACGGCGUGUGAAAUUGUGACCUGCCCCAAUGAGAUGGUCGCACUUUCCGCCGCGCAAGGAUAUGCCCAGAUCUCCGGGAAACUGGCAGCGGUGAUUGUUCAUGUCGAUGUUGGGACUUUGGCACUCGCUGGCGCGAUCCACAAUGUUGACCGUUCUAGAACACCGGUCCUGAUUUAUUCAGGCGCAUCGCCCUUCAGCAGUGGGGGAGAGUUGAAAGGCGGUCGAAAUGAAUGGAUCAUGUCUAUCCAAGGUGGCCGGCUGUCGAACCAGCAGCGCUCUCCCAUAGAGAGACCAACGUUCACUCGAGCCGCAUCGAUCAUCGCGCAAGCCCUCUGCAACGCCCGCUCUCCGCUGAUCAUCACCUCUCAUUCCGGACGCAGCCCCGCCAGCAUCCCUCUCCUGUCGGAGCUCGCCUCGACUUUGGCAAUUCCGAUCGUGGCCGUCUGUCCCUCCGCUGUCCCUGUCCCCUUCUCUCAUCCGUGCUUCCUCGGCACCACCUUUCUGAAUGGUGCCACUCACAACCCUCGUGUUGCGACCGCGGACGUGGUGCUUGUGCUGGACUCGGAUAUCCCAUGGAUCUCCGCGGCACAGGCUCCGAGCGAAAGUGCUCGCAUCUUUGUGAUUGAUUCUGGAGAUCCGCUCAAGACUGUGUCGGCAGUCGGCCAGUGGCAUGUCGAUGCCGAGCUCAUGUGCAACGCGGACACCGUUCUGGCGCUGCAGGAUAUCUUAUCCUUGAUUGCGCAACUCGAGAGGGACAAGGAGAUCGUCGAAGAACGGAAGGUUUCUGUCUUCUCUGAGCAUGAGAGCUGGUUGCGGAGGCUAGACACCCUCGAAGGUGCAUGGCCUGAACAAGGGUUUUCGGUCCCCAAUAUUCUCGGCGUCUUGCGCAAAGCAAUCGAAUCGCAGACAACUUUGGCACAGACUGUAGUGCUGAAUGAGAGCAUCAGCAGCUAUACUUCCGUCUGGGAUCACAUGCGCACUGAAGUUUCAGGAGGCCAAAUCACCAGCGGAGGGUCGUCACUCGGCUGGGCGCUUGGUGCGGGUGUCGGGGCAAAGAUGACGGACAUAGGGAAGAGCAAGCUGGUGGUGCUGGUGGUCGGAGAUGGAUCGUUCCUCUUCGGCGUCCCGAGUUCUGCAUAUUGGAUGGCGAGGAGAUACGACGCUCCCUUUCUGACGGUAGUAUUGAAUAACGGAGGGUGGAAAUCUCCCAAGUUGUCUAUGCUCGCUUGUCAUCCUCAGGGUCACGGGAGCAUGGCCUCCGGAGCAGAUUUGUCUGUUGGGUUCGGGCCGUACUCGCCUGAAUUUGCACAGAUUGCAGUAGCUGCGUCCGCGGGCUGGGCUUGGGGCAAAAAGAUUGCAGGCAAUGGACAUCAGUCGGAUUUGGAGAAGGGUCUUGCCGAAGCAGUUCGAGCGGUGAUAGAAGAGCGCAGAUGCGCAGUGGUCGAUUGCGUCCUUGAAUCUGUGUAAUCCCGGCCAUCGAGAUGAAUGUGACAAUGACAAUGACAGUUGACCACAGUAGGCUUGCAUAGCAGGGCUUGAUGAACCAAUCAUCAGACUUAGAUGAGAACCGUCACUCGCGCAACUCGAGGCAAAUCGAGAUUCAACUGCUACCGCAUAUCGAUUAUGUCGCUGUGAUCUGGAGAGCGUCUGUAGCUCUUUCUACUUCAUUUGCAAAAACUUUGCAAAAGGCUUCCAUCUCCCGGUGUACCCUGCCCCGGCACACUGCACACUGCCCCAUUGCCUUGUCUAUCGCGCUAUUCACCAAAUCUGAGUGGAUCUCGACUGUCUCGCCCACCGGUCUCUCUUUCAGGGCUACCGCCGCCUCGCCGAUGAAAUCCGUCCACCACUUGGACGCCCACUUGCGCCGAUCGGAUGAAAUGACGACCACUGCGAGGCCGCGGCAGGCGGUGCAUUCGAACCACGGGGAAUUCUCUUUGAUGAUCCACCGCAGAUUGCGAGCGACGGCCUCUGCGGCGUUACCGCAUCGCACGUGGAAGCUGUGGAGGCGGAGAUAGUCGCCUGCCGUGAUACAUUCCAGCUCCGGCGUGUACGCCUGUUCGAGUAAGGGGGUGCGCAAGAAGGCUCGGGCGCAACGCCGUGUCUCCUCGCUGAUUGCGAGGCCGCGGUCGCGCUGGGCGUGGAGUGCGACUGCGUAGCCGCCCAAGGAUAGCGGGAGCAGGUGAUGAGUAAGCAAGUGCGUACGAGCGAUCUUCUCGGGCCCAUCCAUACAGUACUUCUGAGCCGCCUGUACUACGCCGAGGCAAGUCUCAAGAUCGGACAAGAGUGUCACGCGACAGCGGGCAUCGUCCCACGGCGGAUAGCACAGGCGCAGCAGCGGAUCCACCACUUUGCUGUCUUCGGGGACUGGAAUGAUGGGAAUCAUGUCGUGGGAUGGUGUGCUCAGGAUGGAGCAAUUAUCUGAACGAUAGUAUUUUCUUGGUUGCGGCAGGGACAAGACCGCAGGCCACACACUUUCGACAGAGCUGCGCCGAAGCAGAACUUGAUGUGUCCGAUACUCGAAGCCGUCGGAGGAACGGAUGACGACGUCAGCCUUCUCGUCGUCAAAGGGCGGCUCGUUGACUGCGAUGUAAGUUGGAUCGCUCAUUGGUGGGUCAAUGAAUAUGCAGCAAGCUAGCAUAUAUAGCUCUCUGAGUCUUUUCUUUCGGUAUGUAAUAGAAACGGCGUGCGGCGAAU
Molecule: messenger RNA, 6885 nt
Organism: Mycena citricolor
Lineage: Eukaryota; Fungi; Basidiomycota; Agaricomycetes; Agaricales; Mycenaceae
Source: the annotation of a GenBank genome assembly